Cololabis saira (Pacific saury) is the source of this 869-nucleotide messenger RNA. It is a transcript of the gene tomm6, whose product is annotated as translocase of outer mitochondrial membrane 6 homolog (yeast). NCBI's taxonomy places the organism in Eukaryota, Metazoa, Chordata, Actinopteri, Beloniformes, Belonidae. Gene Ontology annotation, cellular component: mitochondrial outer membrane translocase complex. The transcript is spliced from 3 exons. Bases 481 to 675 code for a protein of 64 amino acids. The record is from RefSeq and is a predicted model, not a curated record.
UAAGUUAUAUUAUUGGGAAACAGAGGUUGAUAUAAACGAGACUUGCUCUCCGGUAGUAUUGGCCUCCCCAGCGUAGCUUUCUUUACAAAUAAAUGAAUAAAAUCAGUGAGCAACACAAGGUCGAGAGUAGUUAGCCCUGCCACCCCGUCAUCUCCCGGAGCAGCUGCAGCCUUGUGGCCGCCGGGAGACUCCUGCGUCCCUACCUGCGUGUUUUCACCCUCCCGGAACCCAGAGGCGACUCUUUGCCGGAGAAACGUCCCCAGAUCUCGCCCUUUCUUGGUCUCGUCUCGGGGCCAUUCCUCACACAACUUCAGGAACCGACGAUACCUGGUCGCAGACAUCUUUGGUCAUGUAAUUCAGAUUUAGCAAACGCGAAGGACGUUUGGCGUUUUGUCCCUAUCGCGCACCGUACUUGUGUAACAUUGAAAGUCUUCCCCCUCCUCGCCGCCGCUUUGACUUACACCGCCGCAUGUUAGCAAGAUGAGUGGAGCAAACGUGAAAAAGGGCUCCUCCGCGGGAAUGGUGGAGUGGAUCAGCUCCGCCUGUCGCUUUGCUACGGACAGAAACGACUUUAGGAGGAACCUUCUUGUCAACUUGGGCUUGUUUGCUGCUGGUGUUUGGGUUGCAAGAAAUCUCUCUGAUUUUGACCUGAUGUCUCCUCAGCCAGUGACAUAACGCGGCCACAUCAAAACCGGGAUGAUGGGAUCUUGGACCAACAAAGAAGAAACAAGGGACGAGGAUACUCCAUGACGUUUUUAUCACUGCUCAUAGUUUAAAAACAAAUUGUCUCCUUGACGUGAAUCUUUAUUUCUUUUUUUUUUCCAUUUGUGUGAAUGACCUGAAAAUCAAUAAUUAAAUUUAGAUAAUGU